AUGACAUCGUCUCCAGAAGAAGUGCUGCGCAAACAGCUCAAAGAAGUUAAAGCUGUAGGUCAAAUCUCCACCAUGACUGGCGAAGAAGUUGUUUACCUUGGCCACAGUGACCUAGAUAUGACGACCCAUGCAACACAACUUACUUCUGCUUUCUUGAAAACAGAUCAACUUUCUCGUGUUCUUAAGAUGGGAUCGCUUCAAAAAGUUAUUACCAGCAGCUUUGAUUUGCCUCAAGAUUUUGUCGAAGGGGACAGUAAUGUUAGUAAUAGUACGGCUACCUAUGAGAAUGAACCAAGUAAUGGCAGUAGCAGCAGUGGUAAUGGCAAUGGCGCUGGUCGCAGUAUUCCUAAAGACCAUAUUGUUCAAUCAAAAGUUCUUCCUGAAGAAUCUGGCCAAGAAGAAUUUUAUGAAAGUGAUGGAUUAAUAACGACUACAGCGGCUGCAAAUUUGACUGCCGCAAUUAUAGGUAAUGAUGCAAUGAACCGAGCUGUCAAAAAAAUCCUAUAA
Magnusiomyces paraingens is the source of this 507-nucleotide messenger RNA. RefSeq lists its product as uncharacterized. NCBI's taxonomy places the organism in Eukaryota, Fungi, Ascomycota, Dipodascomycetes, Dipodascales, Dipodascaceae. The transcript has a single exon. The coding region runs from base 1 to 507 and encodes 168 amino acids. The record is from RefSeq and is a predicted model, not a curated record.